Molecule: messenger RNA, 1376 nt
Organism: Phymastichus coffea
Lineage: Eukaryota; Metazoa; Arthropoda; Insecta; Hymenoptera; Eulophidae
Gene: Coq7
Product: 5-demethoxyubiquinone hydroxylase, mitochondrial
Exons: 3
Coding region: 673-1263 (196 amino acids)
Biological process (GO): regulation of reactive oxygen species metabolic process; regulation of gene expression; ubiquinone biosynthetic process
Cellular component (GO): mitochondrial inner membrane; nucleus
Molecular function (GO): 3-demethoxyubiquinol 3-hydroxylase activity
Source: RefSeq, a predicted model, not a curated record
UCCUCCUUUCUCCGUCCGUAUCUGCGCACUAGGUCCGCGCGCACCAAGUGUCUCGCCGCCGCCGACGUUGCGCACUGAUCGUAUAGUACCGCGAGUAGCAGAGCUGCUGCCAGAGAGCUCUAUGCCUUCGCCUGCACGAGCGCUGCCGAGCGGAACUGCUGCCUUUAGCUCGCUGCUCUGAACAGUCUAUUGCUUUCUCUGUCUCACUCUCUCUGGAUUUUAGUGUUAGUAUGAAGCGUGAUCCGACCUCGCGGCUACGCAACGGACUAUAUACACUGCGAUUUUUAGGGCAUUAUACGUGCGACACGCGGCGGUAGAGAACUAACAAGAACUCCACACCAGCGAUAACGCGUGUGCUCAUUGGUCGAGCCUCAAGGCGCCGCGAUGCCGAGACGCGAUACCUUAUUGGCCGACACUAGCAUCACGUGAUACAGUAACAAUCGGACGCUCUAACAUUUAAAUUUCAGUGUAGCACCAUUCAUUCUUUAAAAUUAUCUUGCUCAUUUUGCUGUUUUAGUUUUUACGGAUAACGCAAUAUCAUUCGAGUCGUCAACUUUUUUUUCCGAAAAAAUAUUUUUAUAUCGAAACUCCGAUGCGAUUCUUUUCCUUUAGUUGGUUUCUCAAAUUAUUUUAACUGAUUUACUGAUCUUAUCUACAGAAUUAACAAAAAAAAUGUUGGGUGUAAGAAGUCAAGCAGCUCGUUUGAUUUCCACAAACUCUGCGGCUCCACUGAGGACAAAAAAAGGAAGACUAAUGGAGUCAAUAAUAAGAGUUGACCAUGCUGGUGAAUUGGGAGCAGACAGAAUUUAUGCCGGGCAGAUGGCUGUAUUAGGGAACACAGCAUCUGGUCCAACGAUUCAACACAUGUGGGAUCAAGAGAAGAUUCACAGACAAAAAUUUGAGGAGCUUAUCAAAAAGCACGGGGUUAGACCAACCAUCUUCUUACCAGUUUGGAAUGUAGCAGGAUUUCUGUUAGGUGCUGGCACCGCAUUGUUAGGUCAAAAAGCGGCGAUGGCAUGUACGGUAGCCGUGGAAAAAGUCAUUGUUGAGCAUUACAAUGACCAAUUGAGAUCGCUCAUGGAUAUCAGCGACGAGAGCGACAAAGAGAUAAUGGAUGCGAUAAAACAGUUCAGAGAUGAAGAACAGGAUCAUCACGAUACGGGAUUGGAGCAUGGAGCAAAACAGGCGCCUUUUUAUCAGGCAAUAACAAAUGUUAUCGAGGUUGGAUGUAAGACAGCUAUAGCAAUAUCCAAGGUUAUCUAGUAGUGUUAGCAAUUAGAUAUUGAUUUUCUAAGAUUUUACAAAUAUGUUAUGUUAUAAAGAAUUGGCGGGUUAAAUUACAUCUUGUUAUAUAAAGAUAAAUAAAUAAAAGAACG